Molecule: messenger RNA, 825 nt
Organism: Exserohilum turcica Et28A
Lineage: Eukaryota; Fungi; Ascomycota; Dothideomycetes; Pleosporales; Pleosporaceae
Exons: 2
Coding region: 1-825 (274 amino acids)
Source: RefSeq, a predicted model, not a curated record
AUGCGCCUCCAACCUGCUACAAAGACUGACCUGCCUCAGCUCGCUGCUGUGGGAGCUGCGGCAUUCGCUGAAGACGCCAUCUAUGGGCAUUUUCACCCCUUCCCAGAUAUCUAUCCCCAGGAUUUUUAUGAUUCCAUUUUCAAUACACUUCAUCGGCUUCUGGUUACUCCAGGAGCGUUGAUUAUACUACUGGAGUUAGAAGGCGCGGAGCUAGCCGCCAGCGAGUAUAUGAACGGAGGAAACAGCACAGGAGCUUUGCCCCAGGAAAAGAGAAUAGUUGCCUACUUCGCACUGGUCAGGUACGGCAAUGAGAAAGCGGUCGCAGCGUGGAAUCCGGAUAGCGAAGAAAAGCCUCAAGGCCUCCAACGUAAGCUUCUUGACAUUGAGCAAGCUAAAUACCGAGACCGUAGCGCAACACCCGGAGUCGUAGAAGGAUUCUACAAGCCAGAGAUGGAUGUGAUCGGCGACGUGCCGGAAAGGAUUGAUGCCCGAACACUUGCCAUUCUACCGGAGUUUCAGCGAAAAGGUCUGGGAAACAAGUUGCUAGCAUGGGGCUACGACCGCGUCAAUGCUGAGCAAGUCCCCAUGUUUGGGGAUGCCUCCAAAAAGGACAUUUCUCUCUAUCUGAAAACCGGGUUUAAGCUCAUCGGAAGUGUUAAACUGAAGGCCAGAACCGUUCAUCUCCCUGAUGAUUUGGCGCAUGCUGUUCCAAAUGGUACUUUGGGAAAAGAUGCGGCGACGCCAAUAAGACUCGAAGAACUUGAAGUGCCGGUCAUCAAGUAUAGCCCAUCACCAAAUGCUAAGAGGCUGAAUUACCAGUUGUAA